CUCAACAUUAAACAAAAUGCAGACGGUGGCAAAUUGUGUAUAUAAUUAUUGAUUAGCUUUCAAUUUACAUUUUUAUAAUAGAUAAAUAGAAUGACACGUACAUAUUAUAGUAUUUAACUCUCCUGCAUGAUUUUAUAUCAAGACAAGCAAGCACAAGUGCAAUCUUUUAUAAAUUGUGAGCUAAAUGCAAAACUCUGGGUAGUACUAGGUAUAAGUUACAAAACAAUAAUACAGUCUUUGCAUACGUGCCGGUGUGCAAGUUAGGAAACUGCAAAGUGGAGCCAGCUUUAGUUGUUUAAAAUGUCAAGACUACAAACUAGAAUUGAUUUUAAAUCGCGGAAGAGGACUCAUCCUAGUAUUAAAGUGGCCAAGGAAAAUAUAGAUGACAGUAAUAAAUUGAGUGCAUCUGCUGUGGAUCACUGUCCACCAGCUAAGCAAAAAAAAGAAAAUUCAUUUAAUGGGGAACACAUUAAAAAUGGAGACACUAACUCCAAAGCACUAAUUCCAUUGACCUGCAGAGAGGAUGAAAUACAAUUUCUUGAAUCAUUUUUAACUGAACAUCUUGAGAAGGCGGAAUCUGCUUCAUUAUAUAUUUCGGGACAGCCUGGAACUGGAAAAACUGCAUGUUUAUCAUAUAUAUUGCAAUUGCCAAAGAUACAAAAAGGAUAUCGACAAGUCUACAUAAAUUGUACAAUGUUGAAAUCAGCAGCUAGUAUUUAUAACAGAAUCUGUAGUGAACUGCAGUUGCCUACAAGUGGCACUUCUGAGAAAGCAUGCCUUGGGGCAAUACACAAAUUAUUUAAAAAUAAUCAUAAGAUGAUACUCCUGGUGCUGGAUGAAAUUGAUCAACUAGUCAGUAAACACCAAUCUGUUUUAUACACAAUAUUUGAAUGGCCGUCACUGCCACAGUCUGGAAUAGUACUAGUUGGCAUUGCCAAUGCAUUGGAUCUCACAGAGAGGACUUUACCGCGUCUUCAAUCUAGGUGUGCCUUGACACCAUCAACAUUACACUUUGCGCCAUACACCAAGCAGCAAAUUAUCAAUAUUUUUACUAAUGUACUUGCUGAUGAAGACAAAACCAAUAUCUUCUCACCAGUUGCAUUACAAAUGCUAGCAGCUAAGAUAGCUGCUGUGUCAGGAGAUAUGAGGAGAGCUCUGAACAUUGGAUAUAGAGUUAUUGAGCUGGCGGAACGAACUAAGUUUUCUAAAACUAAAUCUCUUGACUCCAUCAUGAAGGACUCUAAUGUAACAGUGGAAUUAAAACAAGUACUAGAAAUUCUGAACAGUGUUUAUGGGGAUUCAACAAAAAUAGACACUUGUGUUGAAGAAGGCAUGCCAAUGCAGCAGAAGUUAAUACUAUGCAGCUUGUUAUUAAUGCUCAAGAAAGGAAAAAAUAGGGAAAUUCUCAUGGGAAAACUGUAUGAUACUUAUAAAAAAGUGGCGGAGUCACGCAACAUCUGCCCGUUGGACAUGGGCGAGGUGUGUGGCGCCGUGGAGCUGCUGGAGUGUCGCGGAGCCGUGCGCCUCGGACGGAGGGCGGCCUCGGCCCGAGCGAGGCCUGUGCGUCUUCACUGGCACGAAGCAGAACUAGACGCCGCACUCGCUGACAAGCCGCUACUGUCCGCCAUACUGGCAGGGAAUAUACAACUACCCUCAUGAUGAUACGUUGACGCCUCUGACAAUGAUUACUGCCAACAACCAAAAUGGCGGUCUAACGUAGAUGUAGUUAAAUAAUUUUUUUGACCAUAAAUGUAAGGAGAGUUUUUCCCAAAAACCAAAAUGGCGGUCUAACGUAGAUGUAGAUAUAGAAUUUGCCCAUAAACCGAACGGGGAACUAGUAAUCAAGUAUAUUGAAAAAUGAUUUAAAUAUUUUUCGUACUUUGGUUUGAGCUAAUGGUCUUGUUACCAAUGCACUGAAAAAAUGAUAAACUGCCAGAAUUUUAUCAUGAAACCGUAUCAAUUGUUUUAAUCUCCAAUGAUAUUAGAAUAUAGAUUUAUGCUGACAAAACUAUUGAAAAAUUUUUUCCCCAUGGCGCACUGAAAAAUUAAAUAAGAUCAAAAUAAUAAGAAAUAAAGGACAUCUAGUAUUUGUCACCGUCAAACUUUUUGUAAACACUGUAGAAAUGUGACGCUUUUGAGACAUCUUGAGUUGAUCUAAUAUCAGCUAUUUUUUAUGCAUAUUAUUAUUCUCUUUUAAUUUUUGGAAUAAUAUUAAUAUUUAGUACUCUGUCGAUAAUAACUUGACUGUCUAUGCACACUAUGAUUGCCGCUUUGAAGAAUUUCAACAGUGACUGGCUUUUUAUAUUCCUAUUGAAAUAAGUAAUUUGUAAUAAGUACAAACUUGAUAUUUUUUUUAGGAUAUCAUCUAUAUUAUAAUAAUUAGGUAUGGCAAGUGUUUCAUAAUAACAGUCAAGUAUAAUUUUUGUCUUGUAUUAAUAGAAAAAUAAAUAUUACUUGAAUUAUAAAACCAAAGUUACAUUACCGUAAGUUAAGUUAUAAGUUGACGCAUAGUGAAUACUUUCACUUAAGUUAUACUGUAUUGCUAUAAGCAAAUGUUUUUUAUUUUUUUUAUUAUGGAAUAGGAGGACAAACGAGCUUACAGGUCACCUGGUGUUAAGUGAUCACCGCCGCCCACAUUCUCUUGCAACACCAGAGGAAUAACAAGAGCGUUGCCGGCCUUUAAGGAAGGUGUACGCGCUUUUUUUGAAGGUACCCAUGUCGUAUCGUCCCGGAAACACCGCACAAGGAAGCUCAUUCCACAGCUUUGUAGUACGUGGAAGAAAGCUCCUUGAAAACCGCACUGUGGAGGACCGCCACACAUCCAGAUGGUGAGGAUGAUAUCCUAAUUUGUGGAGUGUCGUGCGAAGGUGGAAUUUAAUUUAAUCGUGAUAUUAUUUUAUACUCUGUGUUUUUUGUGUUACUUAUUAAUAUGGACAUUUUUGAUGUGAUAUGUAUGUCCUUGCGUUUGUUACUUGUGUUUUAUUAAAUUUGUAUUGUAUUUGGUAAUAAUUAAUGUUAAAUUUAUUAAUAUCUAUUGUGUUGUAACAUGUGACUCGUUUUUUUAAACUGCACCUAAAAUGCUUUUCAAAAAAUAUAAUUUAGCGAUUUAUAAUAUUAAAAUAUGUUUAAGACUUAACUGUGUCGAUUUUUUUAAAUGUUCAUAUAAUACUGUUUCAUAUUUUGUAUUUAAAUUUUGUUUAACGUUAGGUUUAGCUAAGUUAGUUUAGUUUUACAAUUCUUUUGGAUAAAAUGCUGCAUAUUUAAUCGCACAGUCAUCAAUAGUUAAAAUUAAUUUCUGACUUUUCUUGUAAUGAAUAGAUGAAUUUCCGUUUAUAUUACAACUGGUUAUAGGUAAAUGGAUGUGUAUAAAUCAAUUCAAUCAAAUUCAAAUAUUUUUGUGGAAAUUAGGAUUUUAAAUCAUUUAUUGAAUGUCGGAAAACAUUACCCUUUCGAAAAUAUAUGCUUGUGAGAGAGCGUGCGCAAGAAAGUAUGGCUCUUUUUGAAAUAAAGUUUAAUUGCAAUAAGUAUUACUAAGAAAGUCAUUUAUAAUACUAAAACCUAUAUUUAUACAAAAAUAUGGACUUUUUUUUACAAUACUUCUGAAUUUCAUAACACAAUAAUAUUUUGUACAAUUCCUACUUAAAUAUAUUAAAUGAAGAGUCAACUUAGCAAAUAUGAAAAUUAUUUUUAAAAGGUUAUCUGAAACAAAUGUCCUCUUCGUAAGGUAUAUAUCUUCUAUGUAUGCAAUUACUAAAAAUAAGAAAAGUGUAAAAGUUAGAUACAGACAGGCAGAGUGUCAAUGAACUGGCUACACCUAAAUUCAAUUGUGACAAAUUUUUGAUUGAAAUGUUGAUUUAUUAGGUUAAGGUUUCUAUAAAUAAAAUAAAACUUCGCUGCCUUAAGACAGUCCUUGUUGUCAAUUUAAUUCAACAUAUUCGGAGGUUUAAUUGUACCGAAUUAUUUAGUAACAGUUAGAAUUUCGUAAGUGAUUUGUUUUAGCAUUAGGACUGAAUUUGUAUAAAAUUCAUAAAUAUUUAAUGUUUUCUUUGUUAAUUAUUUUCAUAUUACGGACAUAACGGCUUUGAAUAAUUAUUAUGUAAUAAAUGCUAUAAUAAAAUAAAUAAAAAAAAAGGCUAUAUUACUGUACAAAUUUUACAUGCUAGGUACUAAAAUAGUAAAAAAAGUGCCUCUAAUAAUGCCUAUAAUAAAUGCUAUAAUUAAUGUGUUUAGUUAUAUGAUAAUGACUUCGUUGUAAUUGUACUUAGAUAAUAUUUAAAUUAGGAUGUUAUUCAUAUGGAUCUCUUGAAUAAAUGCUCUGAAUAAUU
This is a messenger RNA of Leptidea sinapis, 4325 nucleotides long. RefSeq names its product cell division control protein 6 homolog. Gene Ontology annotation, molecular function: ATP hydrolysis activity; DNA replication origin binding. NCBI's taxonomy places the organism in Eukaryota, Metazoa, Arthropoda, Insecta, Lepidoptera, Pieridae. The transcript is spliced from 8 exons. Bases 301 to 1659 code for a protein of 452 amino acids. Gene Ontology annotation, biological process: DNA replication initiation; cell division; mitotic DNA replication checkpoint signaling. The record is from RefSeq and is a predicted model, not a curated record. Gene Ontology annotation, cellular component: nucleus.